Molecule: messenger RNA, 2519 nt
Organism: Nerophis lumbriciformis (worm pipefish)
Lineage: Eukaryota; Metazoa; Chordata; Actinopteri; Syngnathiformes; Syngnathidae
Product: extracellular superoxide dismutase [Cu-Zn]-like
Biological process (GO): superoxide metabolic process
Molecular function (GO): copper ion binding
Source: RefSeq, a predicted model, not a curated record
CAGGACAAAAAGGCACUUUUUUCUCCGCCACAACAUUCCUGCUGCUUUUUCUUUUUCCCUCUUCGUUUCUUUCAAGCAUGCAUCCAUGCUGGCCCAAGCGUGCAGCCGUGCUGCUGCUGCUGCUGGUGUGCGCCUCAGCGGACACAUCACCUCCAGCUGAGGUCUUACUCAACAAUGGAACUCUGUUUGCGGCCUGUAAGCUGAGACCCAGCUCCUCGCUGGCCCAGGGGUUGCCCAAAGUCUACGGCCAGGUCCUGUUCAAGCAGGAUUACCCCCAGGGGAAGCUCAAAGUCCUCCUCCGCUUCAACGGCUUCCCCGAGGGCAGCGAGCCCCGCGCCGUGCACAUCCACCAGUAUGGAGACCUGCAGCGCGGGUGCGAGUCCACGGGGGGACACUACAACCCUGGAGGGGUUCCUCACCCCAACCACCCGGGAGACUUUGGACACUUUGUGCCCCAGCUGGGCAAAAUCUAUGCCACGUUCGAGUCCGAGGCCACACUGUUCGGGGCUGUGUCUGUGCUGGGGAGAUCAGUGGUGGUCCAUGAGCGGAGGGAUGACUUUGGACUGGGGGGGGACGCUGGAAGUCUGCUGCACGGGAACGCCGGGCGCAGGCUGGGCUGCUGCGUUAUUGGCAUGACCACACCCCAGCUCUGGAAUGUCUACUUCCAGCAGAUCAGCAGGCGCAGAGUCUAACUAUUAUUCAUAGUGAAAGUGAAAGUGAUCCUACACUUAGUCUAAGUACAGUCAGUGCAUAAAGUGCCACUUUGCUACAUGAAAUAUAUUCACCUGCAGCGUGGAGUUCAAGUAUGACAAUGUUUGGAAUAAAUGACACAACAUGUGAGUUUGCCUCUGCUAGGGACCAUCUUGUAACAAUCCACAAAUGUAGAUUUUUUUAAAUAUCUACCUUGUAAAUGUUUAAAUCUUGCUCUAUUGUCUUUUCUCGUUUUCCCCCUUUAUCAUAGAAGUGAUGGACAUUCAACGACCCUACUUUUCGGGCUAUAGAGCGCGCCGUUUUUUUAAGCUGCACCCACCGAACUUUAGAAGAAGUCAAUAUUUUUACAUUAAUUACGAAAGAUUUUUGUCAGGUGCAAACACUGAUGACAUCUAUUAACCAGACAAGAAGCAAGGAAUUAGACAGAGACAGGAUUCAAUUUAGCUCAAUGAGGAGAAACGUCUGGGCUGUACUUGUCAUGUCUGUGUAAUCAUGUUUUGUUUUAAGUCAUGUUUUAGGACUCUUUAGUUUGUCUUUUCACUCCCUUGUCUUGUUUCCAUGAUUACCCCAUUAGUUUCACCUGUUCCACGUUUGGACUCAUUGUGCACUCUUGAUUGUCACUAUAGCAACCCAUUAGUUUUCACCUGUCACGUCACGCACCUGUUUCACGUCUUGAGUCACGCACCUGUUUUCGUUAAUCAUGUCUGUAGUAUUUAAGUUCAUUGUUUUCAGUUUGUCUUUCUGACGACCUCACCACAUUUAUGCUCUGUCCAUGCCUGAUACUUCUUUCCAUGUCCAUUCUCCAUGCAACUAUUUUUGUCCAAGCCAAGUAAGUUUUUGUUCCAUGUUUAUAGUCUUUUUGGUUUCAUAGUUUGUUCUCCGCCAUUGUGCGUGUUUUUCGUUUGUACUUUUUGCUAUAGUCUUUUGAUUUCAUAGUUUAUUCUCCGCCACUGUGCGCGCUUUCAUUUAUUCCUUUUUUUUUUGAUAAUAAUUAAUAAAUCAUGUACCUUCAUUCCCGUCUCGCCCGAGCCAACUUUCCGUUGCAUCCCGGAAAAGCACACACCCAAGACCAAGUCUUGACAGUACUCGUGUACAGUCUUCCACCACGCUCUUUCUUUGUAAUUCAAAACCGUACUCACUGAACUCUGCGUUCUUUCCUCUUGUCCUCGGUGUUCCCGUCAGUCUUCAGAUUCCAGCCUGGGUCAAGAAAAGCAGUUCCUCAAUCGGGAGAAUUUUGCCAUGGUCUUCUGGUUUCAGUCACCCUGCUGGAAUCGUCAGACGUGUUGGAAUCCGGCUCGAAGGACCAAGAAGAUGUCAGGUUCAAACGCGGAUGACAUCUAUUAAACAGACAAGAAGCAAGGAAUUAAACAGACAGGAUUCAAUUUAGCUCAAUGAGGAGAGCGCGUACACCUGUACUCUUGUACAGUGUCGUCCCACACGCUGACGAAAGGAUUGCACGCCUCCUCUUUUAUUUGGACUUUCCCUGAUUACGUAGCAAGAGCUGUUUUUAAGGGGAGAGGGGGUCGUAAACAGCUGUUGCCCUCGGUCACAAAACAGUUCAAAGAAAAGAUGCCUGGAGCUUGCGUCAGGUCCUGCUUCCUCUCCGCUUUGUAGAUCUCGGGUCAAGACAAGAUCUUCCUGUGGAUUACAAUAGAUCAAAGAAACCGACACCUUCAUGUCGCUUCCCAUCGUACACAGUGGCGUUUUACAAGCCUUUUGCUUGGUAAGAUCAAAGACAGCUUUUGUCUGCUCGCCGGGAACUUAUGGGAACAGAAAGUUUUGUGAUAACUUACAAUUAUUCUGAAAAU